AUGGCUCUCAUACGCCUCUUGCAGUGUAAACCCGACGGCGAGAUCGUCUUUCGCGAACCUACGAGCGGCAAUGUCCCUGCCUACGCAAUACUCUCUCACACAUGGGGAAAAGAGGAGGUUAUUUUUCAGGAUAUGGAAGCUGGCGCAGAUAUGAACAAGACCGUGAGCAAGGCUGGGUGGAGGAAGAUACAAUUCUGUGCGAAGCAGGCUGCGGCCGAUAGACUACAAUACUUUUGGGUUGAUACUUGUUGCAUUGAUAAGAAGAAUGCGGUCGAGCUUGGUGCGGCGAUUAAUUCCAUGUUUCGGUGGUAUCAGAACGCUGCACGCUGCUACGUCUACCUUUCGGAUGUCUCUACACUUAACACUAGAGCGGAUGACCAGAGGGCAUGGGAAGAGGCCUUUAGGAAGAGUCGGUGGUUCACUCGAGGCUGGACGCUUCAAGAGCUUAUCGCACCAAGGCUAGUUGACUUCUUUAGCUCGGAGGGUGAGCGUCUUGGGAGCAAAUUGUCACUUGAGUCCAAGAUACACGAGAUCACCGGCAUUGAGAAAAAUGCUCUCCGAGGCGAUUUAUUGUCGAAUUUUAGCAUUAAAGAGCGGAAGUCUUGGGCGGGGCACCGCAAGACUACGAUUGAAGAGGAUAUAGCGUAUUGUUUAAUCGGGAUCUUCGAGGUUUCAAUGGUGCCGAACUAUGGAGAGGGAAAGGACCACGCAUUCCGGCGGUUGGAUGAAGAAAUUCACAAAUUAUACAAAGGUGUCGGCUUUGAACAGUUUGCCGUAGAGCUCAACCUCACAUCAUUUCCUGAAACUGCACAGUUUGUUGCCAGAGAGAAGGAGCUCUCGAAAAUGCACGAGCUGCUUCAAGAUCACAGUAGUCGAUCUUGUAUCAUCCUGCAUGGCCUUGGGGGUAUUGGAAAGACUCAGCUGGCGAUCACAUAUGCUAGACGACACAAGGAGAAAUAUACGGCGAUCUUCUGGCUGAACGCGAAUGACGCAGACUCACUAAAGCUAAGCUUUCGGGACGUCGCUCAGCAAGUGCUAAGACAUCAUCCUUCCACUAGUGUGCUAUCUAGCGUAGACCAAGAUAAAGACCUCGAUCAAGUUGUUAGUGUAGUCAAGGGCUGGCUUGACUCCCCGCAGAAUGCAAGGUGGCUAAUGAUCUACGAUAACUUCGACAAUCCUAAGACAUCUGGUAAUCCCGACAACUCGGCAGUCGACAUACGCCAAUUCCUCCCUCGGUCUGAUCACGGCUCAAUCAUCAUCACGACACGGUCGUCGCAGGUUAGGCAAGGUAUACGAAUUCAUGUUCAGAAACUCCUAGAUGUUAGGGAAGGUCUUGAGAUUGUGUCUAACAUGUCAGGACGUAAGGGCAUUGAAAAGGAUUCUGAUGCUAUAGCUCUUGUUAAAGAACUCGACGGCCUACCACUUGCUCUAUCUACAGCAGGGGUAUAUCUCGAGCACGUAACGACGAGCUUUUCGGAUUAUCUUCAGCUCUAUAAGACAUCAUGGUUGAAGCUUCAGACGACAAGUCCCCUGUUGAAUUCCUAUGAAGAUCGCUCACUAUACACGACAUGGCAGAUUACCCUCGAUCGGAUCCAACAACAGAACCCGGCGUCGGCAAGCCUGCUCAAGCUAUGGGCAUAUUUUGAUCGACAAGAUAUAUGGUUCGAACUCCUUCGAUAUGCAACCUCCGCAGACGAUCGAUGGAUACAAGAGCUCACGAAAGACGAACUAAACUUUAAUAAGGCCAUUGCUCUACUAUGUAGCUUUGGGCUGGUUGAUCCAGACGGGGCUCUUAAACAGCAGUUCGGGUCUGGAGGGUAUAGCGUGCAUAGUUGUGUGCACUCUUGGACAGUAUUUGUGCUUAAUAAAGAGUGGGACGAGGGUUUUGCACAGCUAGCAUUAUAUUGCGUCGCUUCGAAGGUUCCCAUGAGAAAUGAAAUAGACUCGUGGAUGUUACAACGGCGGCUGCUUCAGCAUGCUGUCAGGCAAGAGCAGGCCAUACUUGAAAAUAAGGUGGGUAUAAAAAGAAUGGAAUGGGCUUUGCAUAGCCUAGGCAACCUCUACGCCGACCAAGGCAAGCUGGCUGAGGCUGAGGAGAUGUUAAUACUCGAUACGGUUCAUAACUUAGGCAAACUCUACGCCGACCAAGGCAAGCUGGCUGAGGCUGAGGAGAUGUACAAUCGAGCGCUACAAGGCUACGAGCACGCUAUUGGUCCUGAACUCCUACCCUCAUAUUUACCAGCGUUAAGAACUAUGUUUGCUUUUGGUGACCUCUUCUCGCGGACAGGUCGGAAAGACUUGGCAAAGGCAAUGUAUAGUCGGGCAUUGGCUGGAUACACAACCGUCCAAGGACCUUCUUCGAAAUGGUGUAGGCGGCUUGAAGAUCGACUUCAAGCAUUGCAAGUUGCGUCUGCUAGGUUAGAAGCAGCCUAG
Messenger RNA from Mollisia scopiformis, 2433 nucleotides. Its product is annotated as HET-domain-containing protein. Gene Ontology annotation, molecular function: protein binding; ADP binding. The coding region runs from base 1 to 2433 and encodes 810 amino acids. The transcript has 4 exons. Lineage: Eukaryota; Fungi; Ascomycota; Leotiomycetes; Helotiales; Mollisiaceae. The record is from RefSeq and is a predicted model, not a curated record.